CCCGUCCCCGUUCCCGUCCCCGCUCCCCGUUCCCGUCCCAGCGCUCCCGGCCCGGCCCGCUCCCAGCCCGGCACCGCCAUGCGCAAGUUCUUCCAGGAGAUCAAGGCCGAUCUGAAGUUCAAGACGGCGGGGCCCGGGCAGAAGCUCUCGGAACCGUCCCGGGCCCCCAAGGAGAAGCCGAGAGCCGAGGUGGCCCCCAAGCCCCGGCAGCCCCCCACGGAUGAGGCGCAGAGGGCGGCGGCCGCGGCGCUGGCCCGGCUGGAGCUGAAGCCCAAGGGAAAAGCUCCGUCCUCGCAGGAGGCCAUCAAGAACCAGGUGAGGAAGGAGCUGAUGGCCGAGGCAGCAGCCGGCGACAAGGGGCUCCCCAUGGAGCAGAAGCAGCAGGAGGAGGAAGGGGCAGCUGCUCCCUCUGUCUCGGGGGUUUAUUUCAUCUGCCCCUUGACCGGUGCCGUAGUGAGGAAGGACCAGAAGGAAAAGCAGCUCCGAGAAGCCAUCCAGGCAUAUUUCUCCGUGGAUCCAGUGGCUGCUUCCAUCAUGGAGAUCCACACGUUCAACAAGGACCGGGAGAAGGUGCGGCUCUGCGUGGAGACCAUGGCCAAGUACCUGGAUAACAUCUAUCUCCAUCCAGAGGAGGAGAAAUACCGGAAAAUCAAACUGCAGAACAAGGUGUUUCAGGAGAGGAUAAGCUGCUUGGAGGGGACACACAAAUUUUUCCAGGCUGUCGGGUUUGAGACUAAAACACUGCCUGUUCCAGGACAAGAGACCACAGAGGAGUUCUAUGUGCUGAAGGAGGAGAUGCUGGGCAGGCUGGAGGAGCUGAAGGAGCACAAGGAGCAGCUGCUGAGCUCGGAGCCCGUGCGGGCGCAGCUGCACCGGCAGCCCACGCUGUUCCGGCCCUCGGCCGCGGCCGCGCGCUUCCAGCUGCCCCACGACUUCUUCAACCUGACCGCAGAGGAGCUGCGCAGGGAGCAGCGGCUCCGCACAGAGGCGGUGGAGAAGGCGGCGAUGCUCAGGACCAGAGCCAUGCGCGAGAAGGAGGAGCAGAGGGAGAUGAGGAAAUACAGCUACACCCUGCUGCGGGUGCGCUUCCCCGAUGGAUACAUCCUGCAGGGGACUUUUUAUGCCCGGGAAUCAGUAUCUGAGCUCUACAACUUUGUGAGAGAAGCACUCAGAGAAGACUGGCUGCCCUUUGAGCUCCUGGGACCUGGGGGUCUCAAACUGACUGAUGAGAACUUGGCCUUCAAUGAAUGUGGGCUGGUGCCCUCAGCGCUGCUGAGCCUGGCCUGGGACGCGGCGGUGAUGGCGCAGCUGGAGGCGGCGGCGGAGGAGCAGCGCAGCCCCCUGAGGCCAGAGCUGCUGGCCGGGGCCCAGAGCCUCUCCUGAAAUAAAGGGCAGUGCCUCAGUGCUGCUGGCUCGUCCCUCCUUUCCCCAAGACUGCUGCAGCUAGGUGAGCUCAGGGGUGGCUUUGGUGCAGCUCUCAGAGGGCUGUGGCCCUGCUGUCCCCUCCCAGCCCAGGCUCCUCUCCCCUGGGCUGCACUGGGAGCACUGGGAGCCUCCCAGUUGGAUCCUCCAGCACCAAACUGGGGCAGGGAGUGCCCGAGGUGUCCCAGGGCAGAGGUGGAGCAGGGAGUAGGGGCUGUUAGGCUGGACUAACAGCCUGAGCCUGGCUGUGGGGCUGGGUUUAGAACUCAGCUUGUCCUUGUGUGCACUCUCAGCUGCUGGGCACAGCUACACUCGGUCUGUUUAAAUGGAAUCACUGCAAGACUCAGCUCUGAUCCCACUUGUUUGUAGGUUUGAGAUGCCAAACCAGUCUGUGCUGGGGCUGGCACUGGUGUUACUGGGGCAGCAUCACCCCCCUGUCCCUGCACAGAGCAGAGCCUGGCACCAGGGAGCACCAGGGGGAAAUAACAAACCUCAAAUCCCUGACAAUCUCUUCAAGAACUCAGAACUCAGAACUCACCAGGCACAGAAAGCUGAAAACCUUUCAGGUUUGUUUGUGAAUCAUCAAGUUUGAUGCCAGCUCAUCCCUUAACACCUCAAAGUUUUUCUGUGGACAGAGCCCAGCUCUGAUGUAGACAGACUGAAAUUCUGGCCCUGACCUGUCCCAGAAUAAAAUAAACCAUACAUUUUUCCUUUUCCAAAGGUAAAGCCCUGCUGCUGUUCUCUGGAGCAAGUAAGACCACAAACAGGAUGGUACAAGAGCAUAAAUUCAUAUAUAAUUGUACAUCAUUUAUACCCAAGGCCACGCUGUACAACAUUAUGAACAGUCAUUCCCCAGUGGCAUCACAACAAAGCUUAUUCCAAAAUCCCUCAGCUGCUUUUAGAGAUAACUUAGAUACCUUCCAUUACAAAGAAGUAUCAAAAUUUCAAUAAUGCUUUAUUAAGGACAGAUUAAUAUGCAGUAUUUAAAAAAAAAAAAAGCUAAAAAAGCUAAAACUAAAAAUUUAAGCUUCCAUCUGGUCUGAAGCAGAACAAAGUGCUGUCUUCUCUUUACAAGAAAUGUGGAAUACUUUCAAGUAUCUUGGCCAAAGAUACACGAGGUUUAAAAUGUUCUAGCUCAUUCUACAUCCAUACAGAGGAGUUAGUAGCACUGAAGAGUCAGAUGGGAUUAGAGGGGCUGACCAUGCUGCUGUCCUGGGCAGCAGCUCCUGAGCCACUGGAUUCUGGAGCUGUGGAACCUGCAAAGGAGAGAAUGUGCUGGGUUUGUUUGGUGUUUAUAAAUAUCCUCAUUCAUCCAGUAGAAUUUGACUACUUUGUGUUUUAUCUGUCUCAGCUUCCUGCAUCUGUUGUGAGUCUCCUUUUCAGCACUAUUUAAAAACUGGUUUUAACACUGGCUUCAUAUUUAAUACCACCAAUCCAGAAUAAAAAAAAUCUCUUCAACCAUAAAAA
Catharus ustulatus (Swainson's thrush) is the source of this 2889-nucleotide messenger RNA. RefSeq names its product UBX domain protein 6 (gene UBXN6). The record is from RefSeq and is a predicted model, not a curated record. Lineage: Eukaryota; Metazoa; Chordata; Aves; Passeriformes; Turdidae. Gene Ontology annotation, cellular component: cytoplasm. The transcript has 11 exons. Bases 79 to 1383 code for a protein of 434 amino acids. Gene Ontology annotation, molecular function: protein binding.